Molecule: messenger RNA, 3674 nt
Organism: Rubroshorea leprosula
Lineage: Eukaryota; Viridiplantae; Streptophyta; Magnoliopsida; Malvales; Dipterocarpaceae
Source: the annotation of a GenBank genome assembly
AUCAACCCAAGCUUUUGUUCCCUAUUCUUAGCUUUAUUUCUCCUGAUAUUUGCUUAAAUGUGAAGAUGGGUUGGUUCAUGUUUCUUAAACCAACUGCUUUUACUGUGGUGAUGAUGCUGGUGGCUGCAUUGAAGACAGCUGAAGCGAAAAUCAAUAUUCAGUUUAAUCAAACUCCGCCGGCAUGGUCAAGGUCCUCAACAGCUGUUUUUGAGUAUUCAGUUGAAAGGCUGGAUGGUUCUAAUGCUUGUGGGAACAAUAGUUGCUUCAUUUACUGCGAGCUGGAUGGCCAAGCUCUGAAACCAUGUCCCAUUGAUAUGGUAGUGCUGAAAAAUUUGAGCACAGAUUGCAAACACAGUUUUCUUCUUAAUGUCACAACCGGUAAUGGAGAGAAAAACUCGUCAGCUUAUUCAUGGUUUAUUGAUACAAUUCCACCAACUGCUAAGAUUUCAAGUGAACAGAAUUAUACGAACCAGGAAAGCAUAGCAAUCAACAUCAAGCUCAGUGAAGCUUGCCCUGGACUGGGUGGUUUCAAGUGUUUAAAUUCAUCAAACUGUGAUGUUACUGUAAGUGGUCCCGCUUAUGUUCAACCAUCCUCAUUAAGAAUUGUUAAACCUAAUGUGGAGUAUAGCAUGAAAGUAGUCAUCUCCUCGAGAAGUACAUAUGGACGAGUGGUGAUUAGAAUGGCACCUAACUUUUGCAUGGAUCAAGCAGGAAAUUAUUUCAGCAGAACAAAUGCUUCCAUUAUUGUCAUUCACUUUGAUAGAAGACCAGUGUUUGUUGAUCUAUGGGCAUCUGUUCCAUCCUAUGAGCUGGAAAUCAAUGGGGUCCUCAGGACUGUAUUUGCAACUAAUAGAGUGGAGGACUUGGAAAUGUUCUUGGACUUCAGCAUUCCAGUCAUGAAUUCAACAGGAGAGAUCCUAAAUGCACUACAUGUCAAUUCUGGUCACUUAGUACCUCUUCCUGACAGAACACAUGCAAAUCGCCGGUUUUCUUUUAUUCUCAAGAAUAUAUUGGAAACUGAAAUCAUCACAAUUGAACUGCGAGCAGCUUUACUGAUUGGCAGAACAGGCACCCCCGUCUCGCCUGUCACCUCACUUACAUUUCUCUAUGAUUCUUCUAAGCCCAGUGUGGGAAUAAGUACAAGCUCACUUAGUGUAACAAAUGAACACGACAUCAACGUGAUAAUUGAGUUCACAAAGCCAGUUUUCGGAUUUCAAGCCUCUAUGGUCGAAGUGGAUGGAGGGAUACUUACAAGUUUUCAGGAACUUUCAAGAGCUCUAUACUCAUUGACCAUUGAGGCAGUAACUCAUAAUGUGGUGUCGGUUAGUAUUCCUGAAGGAAAAACCAAUGAUAUUUCUGGAAAUAUGAAUAUGGCAUCUAAUAGACUUGAAGUGAUGCGCUAUACGACACCUGCAAUAUCAAUGGCACUUCAUUCAUUUGUGACUGCUGGGAUAUUAGCAACAUCAUUGGCAACCACAGUUGUCUCACUUUCCUCUGCAAAUCUUGGAGCAAUCAGCACUCCUAAGCCUGCAUAUGAGAACUAUGUUGCUUCCAAUCCAUCAAUUAAUCUGCAAGGAAUGGUUGGACACCUUCAAGUGUUUGUCCUCUCAGAUUGGAUAUUGGCUGAGGCCCCCAUUGAAUAUUCUGAGACAACAAGGGGACUUAGGUGGCUCAUACCCCGUCAAAAAGUUCCUUGGAAAAAAAAUACCAGUUCAGUUUGGCCUAACCAUGUAUACUUGACAAAAGGGGGAUUUAUAAGGAGAUCCAGCAGCUGGUUUAGUGAAUGCGCUUCCAAUGAGAAAGGUUCCCUUGACAUUGACUUGAUCAACUAUUCCCAUUUGCAGCAUGAACUAGAAUUACCGACUAUAACUGACCCCAAGUUUGGUGGGAUCCAAAGAGUGCACAACUUAAGCAAGGAAAACACUCCUUAUGGGUUACCUCUUAAUCCAAAUGAAUACUUCACAUAUUUCUUGCGAGGAGAGCCGUUAUCUGCUAGAAAUGUUGUCAAGAAAAUGGAAAAUUACAAGGGGUGGCAGGACAUGGAAAUGAAUUUGUUCUGGCUUGGGAUUGGAGGGGGCAGUUUGUUAAUAGUGCAUGUAGCAAUAUUAUUCUUUCUAAGAUGGAGGACAGGGACACCAGCUCACGGAAUUCUUUCGGUUCCAAGGUUUGAGAUUCUUCUUCUAAUUCUCAUGCUACCCUGCAUCUCUCAGUCUUCAGCAUUUGUAAUAAAAGGUGGUACAACUAAGGGAAUCAUAACAGGAGCUUUGUUGCUUGCUAUCCCUGCGGCGUUUAUUUUAUCAGUGUGCCUUUUUCUCACAAUUGUAGUCUUCACUGGAAAUCUUGCUCAGUACAAAGAGAUCAGAUAUGUCACUGCAGAGGUGUCAUGGUACCAAACAAUCUGGUUUUUGUUCAUGGGAAGGCCUGCUAAUGGCAAGUGGUUCUAUAUUGAAGGACUACCAUCAUCUUUCCUAGCACGCUUUGGAAUUCUAUUUGAGGAUCAGAAGGGUCCUCCAAUAUUUAUCUUUGUUGAUCAAAAUGACUCAAACACUUAUCCAAGGUGGACUGGAAGUGGCCAAAGUGGAAUUGGAAGAAUGAGAGCAGUCAGCUCAGAUGACAGCAAUGAAGUAGCUAAAGCCCCCUUGUCUAUGCGACUUUUGGGUUGUGCUAGAUCUUCUUAUAUUAUCCUUGAUCUUGUAAGAAGAGUCUGUUUGGGAAUAAUAGCAGGUUCUUACUCAUCGCAUAGAUUGAGCCAAAGCAUUUGUGCAUUGACAAUCACUUUGACACAGUUCAUAUGUUUACUCACUCUUAAGCCACACAUCAGAAGGGCAGUCCACCUGGUUGAAGGCAUUUCUCUAUUAUGUGAGGUAGGUAUAUUUGGUCUAUCCAUCAGUAUGAACAGCUCAAGUCCAAUUAAAGCAAAGCAUUUGGGAUUCAUAAUGUUGUCUCUCCUCUUUCUUACCUUUGUUGCACAAAUUGUAAAUGAGUGGUAUGCUCUGAUGAAAUGCCUUCUAAAACUCUCUCAGCCACAUAAGAAUUCUUUCAAGCUUGGGCUGAAGUUUGUGGCAAAGGGUUUUCUGUUGCCUUUUCUUCCAAGAAAGCAUUGGCCAAGGUUAAUACCGAGUUCCUCCCAACCAAAAACAGGUCUAGCUCCUGUCCUUCCUCUAAGCCCAGAGACUCAGCUUAUCAGGCGGGCUCCAAGAGAACAUCGUGCUGAGCAAUUCAGUGCCAUGACUGCAACAGUAGUCCCCAUGCUCAGUCCUGGUUCACCUGUUAGUCAACCUAGAGGUUUCACAAUGGUAGAGACAACUGUUACAGGACAGAGAGCAGGGGAAAGCACAAGGGCAAAAGGACCUAAACUAGAGUCAAAGAGUGAGUUAAAGAAACUGAGGGAAUUGGCAAGGGCCAGUUUCUCUGGGAACAAAAAAGGUGAGGAAUGUAGUACCAGCUAUGGAACUCAGCCCUCCACUUCUAAAAUCAAGUAUUGAAUGCAUUAGGUAGGAAGGUAACAGCUAACAUUUUUUUUGUUCCUCCAAGAACUUGUAUACUGUCUUCGAAUAUUCAGUUAUCUUCAAGUUAUUGUAUGUCUGUCUGCUCAUAUCAGCUAGCAUAAGAGCUUUCUAUAUCAGUGCUGCUUAUCUCAACAAAGUAUGAACCAAGAAAGCUUGCUUUUUUGC